GAUCCUCUCUCCUCCCACUGCAGAGGGUUCUGCAGGUUUAUACGACUGGCCGCUGUUCUUCACUUUGUGUUGCCACAGAGCUGUCAUCCAGAUCACUCACGAUGAUUUUCACGCUCUUCUCCGCAACGACAUGGACUUUAUUGGCUCUUUUCUUCGCCGUCCUUUUCCUAUAUGGGAUCUGGCCGUAUCGGGUUUUCAAAAACAUGGGCAUCCCCGGACCGAUGCCCAUGCCGUUUGUUGGAAAUAUUCUGCAAAUAGGGACGGACCUUUUGGGCUUCGACCGUCGGUGCCUGGCCAAGUAUGGAGAGGUUUGGGGAGUUUUCGAGGGACGUCAACCAAUCCUGAUGGUUGCAAAUACUGAGAUCCUCAAAGCUGUGUUGGUGAAGGAGUGUUACAGUGUGUUUACAAACCGCAGGAACUUUUUUGCAGAAGAUGGACCACUAGCUGAUGGGAUUGCAGUUGUUAAGGAUGAACAGUGGAAGAGGAUCCGCAGCUCGUUCUCUCCAUGCUUCACCAGUGGAAAACUGAAACAGGUUUAUCCCAUUGUUACAGGCUACGCAGACCGACUCGUUGAAAAACUUGGACGAAUGAAUUUGGAUGAACCAGUUGAAAUUAGACAAUUCGUGGCACCGUACACCAUGGAUGUUGUGGCCAGCACAACUUUUAGCGUGGAAACAGACUGUAUAAAUAACCCAGACGACCCCGUUAAUAUUCAAGCCCAGAAAGCAACAACCUUCAAUUUUUGGCCUCUUAUUUUAAAAACAAUGGUUCCUCUCGGUGAUCUCCUGUUGAAGCUCUUCAAAUUUGAAACUCUCCCCAGAUCUAGUGUGGAUUUUUUUUAUGAUAUCAUCAAGAGACUGAGAGACCAACAUAAGGCAGGGAAACUGACUCGACCAGACUUUCUCGAGGUGCUGAUGGAGAGCGAGAUACCAGAAGAAGAUCUAAAGAAGGGAGAACCAAGUAAAGGUUUGACAGAACAUGAGGUAAUUUCCCAGGCCUUUGGCUUUGUAUUGGCUGGCUAUGAGACAACCUCCACCACUCUGACUUCCAUCCUCUACAGUCUUGCCACAAAUCCUGAUGCAAUGCAAACUCUGCAAAAAGAAAUCGAUAGCAGACUACAGAAAGAUGGACCGAUUUCCUAUGAAGAGCUGAGUGGUCUGGAGUAUCUGGACCAGGUUAUUAGUGAGUCAAUGCGUUUGCUUCCAGCCGCACCUCGACUUGACCGGGAGUGCAAAAAGACCAUAGAGAUCCAUGGCUUCACCUUCCCGAAAGGAACCGUGGUUGGGGUUCCUGUGUCUCUUUUACAUACGGACCCACGUUUCUGGGACUCACCUGAGGUUUUCCGGCCAGAGAGAUUCAGUAAGGAGAAUGCAGCAGAGCUGAACCCGUAUGCUUACAUGCCCUUUGGUCUGGGGCCUCGUAACUGUGUGGGGAUGCGCUACGCGCUCCUCAUCAUGAAGGCGGUUAUCGUGCGGCUCUUGCAGAAUUACGACGUGGAAACGUGCAAAGAGACCUUGAUUCCCAUGCAGUACGAUACACAGUUUCAACCCAUCAUACCAAUAAAACUCAAGUUUGUUCCAAGAAAACAAUAAAGUUACGACCAGUGUGAUCUGCAUCUAACUCAAGUGGUAGUAUAAUAGAAUAUCAGUAAACGCUAAUUACACACGUGAUUCUAUUAUUCAAAUCUGAUGUAUUUGACUAAUUUUGAGAAGCAUAAAGGUGUUUGGGACUUUUCUGUUAACUAAAAAAAUAAAUGUUUUUACACCUCCA
This is a messenger RNA of Oryzias melastigma (Indian medaka), 1770 nucleotides long. Its product is annotated as cytochrome P450 3A40. The record is from RefSeq and is a predicted model, not a curated record. Gene Ontology annotation, molecular function: steroid hydroxylase activity; heme binding; oxidoreductase activity, acting on paired donors, with incorporation or reduction of molecular oxygen. Bases 102 to 1592 code for a protein of 496 amino acids. Lineage: Eukaryota; Metazoa; Chordata; Actinopteri; Beloniformes; Adrianichthyidae. The transcript is spliced from 13 exons.